Dichotomopilus funicola is the source of this 1830-nucleotide messenger RNA. Its product is annotated as pyridoxal phosphate-dependent transferase. The coding region runs from base 1 to 1830 and encodes 609 amino acids. The transcript is spliced from 3 exons. Gene Ontology annotation, biological process: transsulfuration. Gene Ontology annotation, molecular function: cystathionine gamma-synthase activity; pyridoxal phosphate binding. The record is from RefSeq and is a predicted model, not a curated record. Lineage: Eukaryota; Fungi; Ascomycota; Sordariomycetes; Sordariales; Chaetomiaceae.
AUGAUUGAUCUUGAUCUUGGGGCGUCCAUUCCCCCACAUACAGCACAUGCUGUGAGCGUAUCGCUACCAACAUGGAAGUCCAACAUUGGCUAUGAAGAGGGCGAAGAUUGGGUCGUCGGCCGCAUGGUCACAGGUUAUCCUCGCUUCUUCAUACACCGGAGUAUCCAAGCCUUCAUUGCCGACAUUUUGGACAGCCUUGGCAGGAAAGACUCCAAAGCCUUCCUGUUCCCGACCCGCCAAAUUGCAGACCGAUGUGUCUCGUUCGUCAAAACACAUGCCCCCCCAGCCGCCUUUUCUUCUCUAAGCACCGCUCAUCUUGUCCUGGAUACGACGCAGCCGACAUCUGGGGCCCUGGCGGCUCUCUCACCAGCCAUUUCUGCUGUGCUUUGCUCGCAGGAGGCAUUCCCCUUUGUCAAGCAAUACUGGCAGCACACGGGCGACGGCGUAUCCAGCCGCAGGGCCGAGUUCUGUCACAAUCUUUUCAAAGAUGGCCUUCUCCGUUUAGAUGAGGAAGGCUCCGUACGAACCACCCAGAACGUUCCCACGAGUCCAAAGCCGUGCCGAGGGCCCAAACGGUACCAGCGGCCUUCAUCGGUCGAAGCGACAAAGGCGGCACAAUCACCAAAGCCCGCUCCAGACGGGGACGCGGGGCUUCCUGACCUGCACGAGACAUCCCGUUUUUUAGAAGAACGAUAUGGCAGGAAUCUCGAUGUCUCGUUUGUCCACCCCGCCAAGUCCGCCAUAAAACGGCGAAUCGCGGGGGCCCUCCGUGGCGUUAGCGAGCUCACCACGGCACCACCACCCGAGCACGAGAUGGAGUCCAACUCGCGUGGGAUUCCCAACCUCAAGGAGGAGGAUGUAUAUCUCUUCCCCUGCGGAAUGAGCGCCAUCUUCAACUCUCACCGGGCCCUUCUCAGCGCCCGUGGGAGCAUGAAGAGUGUCAAUUUUGGUUUCCCCUAUGUGGACACCUUCAAAGUGCUCGAGAAAUUUGGCCCCGGUGCCGUCUUCUACGGACACGGCUCGGAAGAGGAUCUUGACGACCUGGAGAAGCGCCUCCAGGGCGGCGACCGCUUCCUUGCCCUAUUUUGCGAGUUCCCGGGUAACCCACUGCUAACCUGUCCCAACCUCGUUCGCAUCCGGCAGCUGGCGGACAAGUACGACUUUGCCGUCGUCGUGGACGAGACUAUUGGCACCUUUGCCAACGUCAAUGUGCUGCCCUUCGCCGACAUUGUAGCGAGCAGCUUGACCAAGAUCUUUUCAGGCGAUUGCAACGUCAUGGGUGGCAGCGCUAUCUUCAACCCAAACAGCCGGUACUACUCUGCCCUGAAAGAGUGGGCAGAGGCAGGCGCUGAUGGCGCUGGAUACGAGGACACCUACUGGCCCGAGGAUGUCAUGUUCAUGGAACGCAAUAGCCGCGACUUCGCCUCGCGCAUCGAUCGCAUCAACACCAACGCCGAGGCCAUUUGCGACGUGCUCCGCACGUGUCCCAUUGUCAAGACCAUUUUCUACCCCAAAUACAACACCUCACGGGCCAAUUACGAGGCAUGUCAGCUGCCUGGUGGAGGUUACGGCGGCUUGUUGUCGGUCGUCUUCCAUCGCCCGGAGCAAGCCGUGGUGUUUUACGAUGUCGUGGAAACGGCAAAGGGGCCCAGCCUCGGUACAAACUUUACGCUAACGUCACCCUACGUUCUGCUUGCUCACUAUCAGGAGCUAGAUUGGGCGGAAGGUUUCGGGGUGGACCGGAAUCUGAUCCGUAUCAGCGUUGGCCUCGAGGAGACGGACCAUCUCGUGACGAUAAUGAGAAAUGCGUUGGAAACCGCAGCGAAGUAA